Xenia sp. Carnegie-2017 is the source of this 1670-nucleotide messenger RNA. RefSeq lists its product as uncharacterized. The record is from RefSeq and is a predicted model, not a curated record. The coding region runs from base 246 to 1295 and encodes 349 amino acids. NCBI's taxonomy places the organism in Eukaryota, Metazoa, Cnidaria, Anthozoa, Malacalcyonacea, Xeniidae. The transcript has 3 exons.
UUGAUUACUUUGUGUAUGGAAUGGUAUAAACGUAUUGAAUGGACAUUGCAUAACGGCAUUUGUACGUGUGAACAUUAACAUUGAAAUGAUUGGACUAUAAUCCACGAAGAUGGAAAACAAGCGAGUGGAAAAACAUGAUCUAUGUCUUGUGGUUUGUACGUAACAUGUAAAGAACUAAAGCAAGCAUAAUUUUGUCCACACGAUCGUCGUAUAUGAAGUCCUAUUUCUAAAACAAAGUUUGAAAAAUGGCUUCACCUCCUAAAAAAUUGAAGAUUGAGGCAAACGGAUCUCGUUUAAGUAAACUCUUGAUAAAUAAAGGAACACAAGCUUUGAAAACAACAUUGCAGUUUAAUAUAAAUUUUCGUUCGUCAAACCUAAGCAAUGAACUUAAUAAACCCUCAAAUAAAAGUACAUUGGAAUCAUUAAGAAAAAGAAGCGUCAUCAACAAAGAGCAAUGGGACCUUCUUUACCCAUCAACUGGUUUGCCAAACCUUGAUAAUUUUGAUAUUUCAUUAUUGACUGUUUUAUUGCGUAACAUAUGUGGUCUAACAGCGCCACAUGGUGGAUGGAAUAAUCCUUCCUCUUCAGAUACUUCAAUCUCAGCAAAUAUUGCAAGAAUAAAGUUUUAUAGAAACAAAGUGUAUGGUCACAUAAGCACAACUAGUGUAGAUGACGGUACGUUUGAGCGCUUGUGGGAUGAAAUCUCAAAAGCAUUGGUUGAUCUGGGUAUUCAACAAACUGAAAUAGAUGAAUUAAAGAAAGCUCCACUCAGUCCCGAUGAAGUAAAUUAUAUUGAAAUGUUAAAAAACUUUACUUGCAUAAAUGAGGAUGUAAAGAAAACAAAAGCUGAUGUAGCAGGAGUAAAAAAAAUGUUACAGGAGAAAACAUAUUCUAAUGUUGAAAUGCUUGGAAAGUGUAAUUUUAACGGUCUUAUAAAAGAUCUUAACAAGAAAUACCUUGAAGGCACUAGACAAUGGUUAUUUGAAACACUCGACACUUGGUUUAACGAUAGAAUUGAAGAUUCUUCUAAUGUCAUGAUUUUGAUUGCCGGUCCUGGUGUUGGUAAAAGUGUGUUUGCUGCUGAGGUGUGUCGACGAUAUUCUGAAAAGAAGAAACUUGCUGCUUCUCAUUUUUGCAGGUAUAAUAGAUCAGAUUAUAGAAAUCCUCGAAUAUUGAUAGAAUCAUUGGCUAGUAGCAUGUGUGAUACAAUAUCAAAUUUUAAAAGUAAACUGAAUGAAGAAUUACAGAGAAACCAUUCAAAGAUUCAAUCACCGAUGCAUUCCGUGUGUUAUUAAAUGAUCCAUUGCAUUCAUUGGAAGAUCAUGAACCAAUGAUUUUGGUUAUUGAUGCCUUGGAUGAAAGCCAAGUUGAUGGCAAAAGUGAAUUGUUGGAAUUGAUUGCAGAAGAGUUUGACCGACUGCCUAAAUGGAUUAAAAUCUUCAUCACCAGUCGUCCAGAACUUCCUGUUCAAAAGGAGUUGAAAGAUAUGAAUCCUGUGGAGAUUACAACUCGUCCUCGUGAUGAAAACAACGAAGAAGACCUGCACAAGUAUUUAAGACAUCAGUUGAAUAAUCGGGUGAAGGGAGAUCGCCAAGUUCUAUUGUCAUUAGUUGAAAAAUGUGAGGGAUCAUUUCUUUAUGCGUAUUACGCACAACUGAGCUUGAAAGAAG